This is a messenger RNA of Aspergillus versicolor CBS 583.65, 696 nucleotides long. RefSeq lists its product as uncharacterized. The coding region runs from base 1 to 696 and encodes 231 amino acids. NCBI's taxonomy places the organism in Eukaryota, Fungi, Ascomycota, Eurotiomycetes, Eurotiales, Aspergillaceae. The record is from RefSeq and is a predicted model, not a curated record. The transcript has a single exon.
AUGUCCAGUCUGUCCAAAUCACGCUGGGCCCCGCCCCCCAGCGACAGCCAGAAACCGCCAGACCGACGAGGCCUGCUCUCUGCCUCUGAAGAGCUGUCGCGCUUUAUGAAAAUUGUGGCGCGCCUGAAGUGGAAGCUCCCAUUCCUGGCAGAGGGUUAUCGCCUGGCGACCACGCACGAGCCGGCCGUUGACCUUGCCCACGCCGAGAUCAUGUUUAAACUGGACUUCCACGAAUACUAUGCGCUUCUGGAACGAGCCCUGGUGCACUUACUGGGCGUGUUUGACAUCACGGUCUCCUCGGCGCCGCGCUACCAGGGCUCGCACAGCUACCACGCGAACGUGCUCGACGCGCUGGAAGCGAAAACAAGCCCUCUGCGCGAUAUUCUUGGGUCUGGCGAGAGAUUCAGGCAGCUGAAACGCGCAAAGGAGCUGCGCAAUCGCUGGAAGACGGCGGAUCUGUCGCAGGAGGAGAAGGAGCGCGACGACUGGCGCUCAGCAAUGAGAGGCGACCGAGUGAUGCCUCUGGACAGCUACGAUCUCGACAGAAUCAUCGCCGAGAUUUUCGAUGGCCUGGAGGAUGCCUAUCGCCUGGCUGAAUCCCAUGCAGCGCAGCACGACACCCUUCGCAACGGUCGGGGCUCGUCCACCAUGGACUGGGACUUUAUCGUCGACGCGAUGGACUGGGAGGCUGUCUGA